This is a messenger RNA of Camellia sinensis, 2709 nucleotides long. Its product is annotated as serine/threonine protein phosphatase 2A 57 kDa regulatory subunit B' theta isoform. NCBI's taxonomy places the organism in Eukaryota, Viridiplantae, Streptophyta, Magnoliopsida, Ericales, Theaceae. The record is from RefSeq and is a predicted model, not a curated record. Gene Ontology annotation, biological process: signal transduction. Gene Ontology annotation, molecular function: protein phosphatase regulator activity. Gene Ontology annotation, cellular component: protein phosphatase type 2A complex.
GGAAGGAAAAUGAAAAAGAAAAUAAACGAAAAAUAAUUCUCGCGAACCAAACACAUCAACAACAACAGCAUCAUCAUCAUCAUCAUCAUCAUCAUCAUCAUCAUCAACCACCAGAAGAGAUUGCUUUCUUCCCCCUCCCUUCCUUCUUCUCAGUUGGUUCCUUUUCAGAUUUCGAUCACUAUAUCACUUUCUGUGCUUCGCUUUUCUUGGUCUCUUAUCAGGACAAUCAAAACAUUCAUGUGACACUUUGAUGAAGAAUGCUAUCUGGGUUUUGUAGAUCACGCCCAGAUCUCGUUUUCUUUUGAUCUAGCCGAAUAGCUCUGAAUAUUUGUUUAACUGAAAGAGAAUAUAAAGGAGGGAUUUCUGCAUAUAGGAAUUUUCAUCAUAUGAAUUGGGUCUGAUUCCUUUUGGGAGAUGAGAAGGGGAUUCAACCACUUGUACUGGAACUACCAUCAAUUGCUUAAGAGCAUGCUUGCCGGUUUAUGACUGCAGAGAGGAUAAGAUGCCUACAUAGUGGAUUGGAUGUUGUUCCCGAUCAAAAUAGUGGAUUGGAUCCUCUGAGGAUUGCUAAUACUGCCUUGAAUUUGGUUUAAUGGAAAUGGGUUCCAUCACUUCUUCUGAUAGCACGGCCAUCAUUUGUCAUUGAUUAUGUGGCGUCUGCUCUGAGAGUGUUGUGGCCAGUAUCGGGUUGUUCUACAGUUUGCGUGACAAAUUUUUAGCUUGUCAUUUUAAGUUAUGAUCAAGAAUUUUCUUAAUAGGCUCCCACGGAAGCCAUCCAAGUCAGCAGAAAAUCGUGAUGGGGGAAUGUCUACUACCUCUUCAAAUGUUUCCGCCACUUUACGAAGUGAUUUAGCAAGUAGUCAGUUUGGGAACUUGAAUGCUACUUCUGUUCCGGGUCUUAAUUCUACUUCAAAUUCAGGAGUAAGUCAAGGAAAUAAGAUCCCCCAAGCUUUGAACUCAAAGUCGAAUGGGAAUUCAACAUUUUCCUCGUACGAGGCAUUGCCGAGUUUUAGAGAUGUUCCCAACUCUGAGAAGCAGAACUUGUUCAGCAAAAAGCUGAACUUGUGUUGUGUUGUGUUUGACUUUACUGACCCAACAAAGAAUUUGAAAGAAAAGGACAUCAAACGACAGACGUUGGUAGAGCUUGUUGAUUAUGUUACUUCCACAAAUGGAAAAUUCACAGAACCUGUUAUGCAAGAAAUUGUAAAGAUGGUGUCCACAAACUUGUUCAGGACACUCACUCCUCAACCUCGUGAGAACAAAGUUUCAGAAGGCUUUGAUAUGGAUGAGGAGGAGCCCAUGAUGGACCCAGCAUGGCCUCACUUGCAAAUUGUGUAUGAAUUCCUUUUGAGAUUUGUGGCAUCACCUGAGACAGAUGCAAAAUUGGCUAAGCGGUACAUUGAUCACUCUUUUGUCCUAAGGUUGUUGGAUCUCUUUGAUUCUGAGGAUCCUAGAGAAAGAGAGUACUUGAAAACUGUUCUACACCGCAUAUAUGGAAAGUUUAUGGUGCACCGCCCAUUCAUUAGGAAAGGGAUCAACAACAUAUUUUAUCGUUUUAUUUUUGAAACCGAGAAGCAUAAUGGAAUUGCAGAACUGUUAGAAAUAUUGGGGAGUAUAAUUAAUGGGUUUGCAUUGCCACUGAAAGAAGAGCACAAACUCUUUCUUGUUCGGGCUCUGAUUCCACUUCACAAACCAAAAUGCAUACCAAUGUACCAUCAGCAGUUAUCUUACUGCAUCACACAAUUUGUGGAAAAAGACUGCAAGCUCGCUGACACUGUUAUAAGGGGAUUAUUGAGGUAUUGGCCUAUCACAAAUAGUUCCAAGGAGGUCAUGUUCUUAGGCGAGCUGGAGGAGGUUUUAGAAGCAACUCAGCCCCCGGAGUUUCAGCGCUGUAUGGUACCCUUGUUCCGCCAGAUUGCUUGUUGCUUGAGCAGUUCACACUUUCAAGUGGCAGAGAGGGCAUUGUUCUUAUGGAACAACGAUCACAUUGAAAACCUAAUCAAACACAACCGCAAGGUCAUUUUGCCAAUUAUCUUUCCCGCCUUGGAAAAAAAUGCUAGAAACCACUGGAACCAGGCAGUACAGAAUUUGACAUUAAAUGUCCGCAAAAUCUUCUCUGAUAUUGAUCCAGAGCUCUUUGAGGAAUGCUUGCAUAAAUUUCAGGAAGAUGAAGCCCGGGAAGAAGAAAUUAAGGAAAAACGAGAAGCCACAUGGAAACGCUUAGAGGAGAUCGCUGCAAUGAAAGGUGCUAGUAAUGAACCAGUGCUUGUCCACCCUAGGAUAUCCAAUCACACACCGUCAGGCUAGAGAAGAUCAGAAAUUCUCUAGUUUUGGGUUUGUCAGGUUAAGAAUGGCGAAGAACGCCACUGUGCAUGAAUGAGGACUGUAUAUAUGGGCUCGGGGUAAUGGAAAAAAUGGGUGUUUUCAUAGCACUGCGCUGCACAAUUAUAUGGAGGAAAUUUGGUAGGUGACUUUUGGGCUUUUGUUUUAUUUUAUUUUAUUUUUUUGUGUGUUGGUAGUGUCUAAAGAGGGGCGACAUUGAAAGAGCAUCAUUUUGGAGGUUGUUUAACAUAUUUUUGAAUUGGAUUUAAUUUAAAUGUGCACUUGAAUUUAUAUAUGUAUCAUUAUCCUAUGUUGGUGAAAUGGAAUAUCUUGCGUGGCAUGAGUUGUAAUCCGAUUCGUAUUAAACUGGCAAACAAUAUUUGAUUA